This is a messenger RNA of Saxophila tyrrhenica, 2889 nucleotides long. It is a transcript of the gene ALP1, whose product is annotated as Basic amino-acid permease. The coding region runs from base 1 to 2889 and encodes 962 amino acids. Lineage: Eukaryota; Fungi; Ascomycota; Dothideomycetes; Mycosphaerellales; Extremaceae. Gene Ontology annotation, cellular component: membrane. The record is from RefSeq and is a predicted model, not a curated record. The transcript has 9 exons. Gene Ontology annotation, molecular function: amino acid transmembrane transporter activity. Gene Ontology annotation, biological process: amino acid transmembrane transport.
AUGCCUAACAACCGCGAGCACGCCAUGUUGCAGGCAUUUCUGAGCGAUGUCACCUUACGAACCAUCGCGAAACAAGAGCACAUUCACCGGCAAUGCUGGACCUCAACUGUCACGGCUCGUUGUUGUCACAAAGCGAUCCCGAUGGCGACCACCGAGCCCAAGUCUCAAUGGCAGACAUCAGAUGAGAAACAGCGCAAAGAAGCCAAUGCCCUCGCAGCCGGCCUUCCACACGAUGGAGAGCCUCUUGAUCAACAUGUCGCUGCGGAUAGGCUCGCACGCAAGCUAUCUGCGAGACAGGUGCAGAUGAUUGCUAUAGGUGGGACGAUUGGCACAGGACUGUUCUUGGGGACUGGCAAAUCGCUUUCCACCGGCGGGCCCGCUUCAAUGGUCAUUUCGUAUGCCAUUGUAGGAGCGAUUGUCUUCAACACAAUGCUGGCGUUGGGCGAGAUGGCAGCAUUUAUGCCCAUUGCUGGAUCUUUCUGUACUUUUGCAGGGAGAUUCGUCGACGAUGCCUUCGGUUUCGCUUUGACGUGGAAUUAUUGGUUCAACGACGCCGUGUCGACAGCCUCAGAUCUCACAGCUCUGCAAUUGGUCUUCGAGUAUUGGAACACGAACUUCCCUGGCUGGGCACUGGGGCUGAUCUUCCUCUUCGUACUCGUAUGCGCGAACCUCAUUAGUGUCCGGGUCUACGGAGAGCUAGAGUAUUGGCUCAGCCUGCUGAAAGUCAUAACCAUCUGUAUCUUCAUCAUAUUGGGAGUAGUGGUCAACGCUGGAGGCAAUAAUUCAGGCCGAUAUAUCGGUGACAAGAAUUGGAAGAUUGGCGAUGCGCCAUUUGUCGGAGGCAUUGGUGGCUUUGCUUCGGUCUUUGUGACUGCCUCCUUUGCAUACGGCGGAACAGAAUCAAUCGCCAUCACCGCUGGUGAGACGAAGAACCCAACCAAGAAUCUCCCGCGGGUGGUCAAGAAUGUUUUCUGGCGGAUCCUACUCUUCUACAUCAUUUCCGUUAUUCUGAUCGGCUUCAACGUGCCUUACAAUCGUCCCGGUCUCUACGACGGGACCACUGCAACCUCGCCAUUCACAAUCAUCUUCCAAAUGGCCGGAGCCAAAGCCGCCGGCAGCUUCAUCAACGCCGUUAUCUUGACCAGCGUGUUGAGUGCAGGAAACCAUGCACUAUUCGCCGGCACAAGGCUGAUGUACACACUGGCUAUCGAAGGAUACGCACCUCGUUUUCUCGGCCGACUGAACCGCAACAAAGUGCCAUGGAUCGCCGUCCUCUCGACCAGCUCCAUCAGUCUCCUGUGCUUUGGCGGAAGCUUCAUCGGGGCCGGAGACCUCUGGAGCUGGCUGCAGUCCAUUGUCGGUGUCUCCAACCAGCUGUCUUGGAUCGCUAUCUGCAUCGCCUCGCUCAGGUUCCGGGCCGCUCUCAAGCUUCAGGGCAAGACGCAUCUUCUGCCGUUCAAAAACUGGACGUACCCGUAUGGACCGUGGUUUUCUUUGACCUUGAACAGCGUGCUGGUGCUGGUGCAAGGCUGGAGCUGCUUCAGUCCUUCUUUUGACGCGGUUAGCUUUGUGAGCUAUUAUUUGGAGAUUCCCGUCAUGAUUGUGAUGUAUGUAGCAUGGAAGUUGUGGAAGAGGUCCAAGAUUGUGUCGUUGGACAUGAUGGAUCUUGAGACGGACGUGCAUACUGCCGAGGACAACGAGGAGGAUUGGGAGGAUAAGAAGACUUGGAAGGGCAAAGCGCAUACCGCAAGCCAUCAAGCUUUUGCCAACUUCGUAGCAUUUCCCGACUUCAUCUAUACCCACGUUUUGAACACAAACACCAUCAUCAACAACCUCAAAAUGCAAUUGCUCACGGGAGACGAGAUAUCCAGUAUCCUCCGCGAACUGUCUGAACAAGAUGCUCGCCAACUACUCAACGCCCUCUCAACUGCAAUGGCCGCCUAUACAGCGCAGCAAAACUCCCAGUCCAACGACAAAUCCAUCCACCAGCCUCUCCGCACAGUAAUCCAGACCGCUAAAGGCGACACAACCCUCGUAAUGCCCGUCUCAGACUCUUCCACCACAACAGUCAAAGUCGUCACUCAACCCGCCAAAGGAUCCAUCCAAGGCGCCAUCACAGUCUAUUCUGCUGUUGGCGAGCUUCUGGGCGUGCUGAACGCGGCGGAGAUAACUGCUUUUCGCACUGCGCUUGCUACCAUGACUAUGCUUACGAGGUGGGCGGCGACCGUUGAGAGUGCUGGGAGGCGGGAGAUGGUGGUGUUUGGAGCGGGCAAGCAGGCUGAGUGGCAUGUGAGGCUUGUGCUUCUCCUUGUCGAGGGUGUCAAGAAAGUUACUGUGGUCAAUCGAACGAAGGAUAGGCUUGAGUUGCUCAAGGAGAAAACUCUGGAUCAGCUUGAGAAGGCUUACCCGAACGUUGAAUUUGCCAGCCUGGUGAUGGAUGCGGAGGACUAUGUAUCAGAGCUUGAAGCAUGCUUGUCCGCAGCGGACAUUGUCUCCUGCUGCACGCCGUCGCGAGAGCCACUGUUCAGUUCGAAACAGUUGGGUGCCGAUGGUAGCAAGCCAAAAUUCCUGUCACUGAUCGGGUCGUACAAGCCCGAAAUGCAAGAAGUCGAUACGGACACGAUUCGACUCGCUGGAAAAGUUUGGGUAGACUCACGAGAAGCGUGUCUCGACGAAGCAGGCGAACUGAUCAGAGCCAAGAUGGGCAAAGACAACCUGAUUGAAGCCGGCGAGCUGUUUGCUGAACGAGCAACAGUCGCAUUGGACCCAAAUGCAAGACUGACGGUCUUCAAGUGUGUUGGUUUCGCGCUGAUGGACCUCACCAUAGCGCAAAACCUGCUGGACGUCGCCUCGAGCAAGGGCUACGGAUCAACCAUUAACAACGUUUAG